This is a messenger RNA of Hippopotamus amphibius kiboko, 2608 nucleotides long. RefSeq names its product adhesion G protein-coupled receptor A1 (gene ADGRA1). NCBI's taxonomy places the organism in Eukaryota, Metazoa, Chordata, Mammalia, Artiodactyla, Hippopotamidae. The transcript is spliced from 7 exons. The record is from RefSeq and is a predicted model, not a curated record. Gene Ontology annotation, molecular function: G protein-coupled receptor activity. Gene Ontology annotation, cellular component: postsynaptic density; glutamatergic synapse; plasma membrane. Gene Ontology annotation, biological process: G protein-coupled receptor signaling pathway; cell surface receptor signaling pathway. Bases 430 to 2151 code for a protein of 573 amino acids.
CCGCCUGCUGAGCACGGCAGCGACUGUCUGCUCCUCGGCUCUGACUCAUCCUCCCGGCGGCGCAGAGCCCCGGCCGUCGCCAGGCUGCAGCCCUGCAAUCUGUUGAUAACUCUCCUCGCGGGCUCGGGCGCGCGGCCCCUGGGAUGGAAAACUGCUCCCCAGACCGGGGAACUCGCCGCGUCUCGCUGCCAACGGGAAGCACAGGACCACGGCCACUCCUGCUGUUUUCGCCAAAAUAGAUGGGGGCAGCCCCUCCACCCUCACCCGCCCCAUCGCGGUCGCCCGGGGCUCGCCCCUGUGGCCGCUGCCUGGGACCUUGACCUUCCGGACGGCCAUGGAGGCUGGCGGGGAGCAGGGUGCGACGUAAUUGGCCGCGCCGUGGGCACCGUCUCCAUCCCCUGCUCACACUUCAGUAACUUUGCUGCUCUCAUGGAUUUGAGGACUGUGCUGUCCCUGCCCCAGUCCCCAGGGGAGUUCCUGCACCCCGUGGUGUACGCCUGCACGGCCGUCACGCUGCUGUGUCUGCUGGCCUCGGCCAUCACCUACGUUGUCCACCGGAGCGCCAUCCGGAUCAGCAGGAAAGGCCGGCACACGCUCCUGAACUUCUGCUUCCACGCGGCCCUGACCUUCUCCGUGUUCGCCGGCGGCAUCAACCGCACCGAGCACCUGAUCCUCUGCCAGGCGGCGGGCAUCGCGCUGCACUACUCCACGCUCUCCGCCAUGCUGUGGAUCGCGGCGACCGCCAGGAACAUCUACAAGCAAGUGACCAAGAAGGCCCCGCUGUGCCCGGGGCCAGAGCAGCCUCCGUACCCCAAGCAGCCCCUUCUCAGGGUCUACCUCAUCAGCGGGGGGACCCCUGUCAUCAUCUGCGGUGUCACGGCUGCCACGAGCAUCAGGAACUACGGGAUGGAGGACGAGGGCUCCGCGUACUGCUGGAUGGCCUGGGAGCCCAGCCUGGGCGCCUUUUAUGGACCAGCGGCCUUCAUCGCCCUGGUCACCUGCGUGUACUUCCUUGGCACCUACGUCCAGCUGCGGCGCCACCCGGAGCGCAGGUACGAGCUUAGAGAGCGGACGGAGGAGCAGCAGCGGCUGGCGGGGCCGGAGGCCGGUCGGAGCCCCGGGGCCCCGCCGGGCACGCCGCCCACCCACGACGCCCUGGCCGCCUCGAUGCUGCAGAACGAGCACUCGUUCAAAGCCCAGCUGCGAGCCGCCGCCUUCACGCUGUUCCUGUUCGUGGCCACGUGGACCUUCGGGGCCCUGGCCGUGUCCCAGGGACACUUCCUGGACAUGAUCUUCAGCUGCCUGUACGGCGCCUUCUGCGUGACGCUGGGGCUCUUUGUGCUCAUCCACCACUGCGCCAAGCGGGACGACGUGUGGCACUGCUGGUGGUCCUGCUGCCCCUCCCGCGGGCACCCCCGCACUGCGAAGCUCGGCGCGCGCCCCGCACUCGAUGCCAAUGGGGACCUGCUGGGUCACGCGGCCUGCCUGCAGGACUCACCGUGUCCCAGCAAGACACUGGGCUUCGGCCACCCGCCAGCAGGCCACUGCAAGAUGACCAACCUGCAGGCCACCCAAAGCCACGUCAGCUGCCUCUCGCCGGCCACGCCCUGCUGCGCCAAGAUGCACUGCGAGCAGUUGAUGGAGGACGCGGCCCACGUCCACGUGCACGAGGAGGACGCCUUCGGGCACGACCCGCACCUGCAUAGGUGCGUCCAGGGCAGCACUAAGCCUCACUACUUCAGCCAGCACCGGGCGGCCGCGGCCGAGCAGGAGUACGCCUACCACAUCCCGUCCAGCCUGGACGGCAGCCCCCACAGCUCGCACACAGACAGCCCCCCCAGCUCGCUCGAGGGCCCAGCGGGGCCGCACUCCCUGGCCUGCUGUGCCCAGGGUGACCCCUUCCCCUUGGUCAGCCAGCCCGAGAGUGGCAACGCCAGCCCUGUGCUCUACGGCUGUCCCCCGCGGCCUGGCAGGGAGGCGGCCCGCGGCCCGGCCCACUUCGAGAUGCUCCGGAGGACACAGUCCCUGCCCUUUGGCGGCCCCGGCCAGAAUGGGCUGGUCAAGGGUGACUCACGGGACGCAGCGCCCUUCAGCUCCGACAGCACGGGCAACAUCCGCACAGGGCCCUGGAGGAACGAGACGACUGUGUAGUGGAUGGGGCUCUGUCACCUUUGCCCACGUGGCCUGGAUGUGCCUCAGAGCACAGCUGGGGCCUCUGCUACGUGAGAUGGGCAGGGGGUCGCCAUGGGACCCAGCCUUGGUGGCACCCCCGCCGACUCCUUCACUGUAAGGACCCAAGCGGGAAGACACAUUGGGCUGCGUCUGCCCCCACAAACUCCAAGGUCAGACGAGCCGUCCACAGCCACAGUCACCUGUUUUCCAUCCCAUAGUGCCCAGCCCCCGGCAGCCCAGGGCGGAGGACCUACCUUCAGUGCCCGGCACGUAGCCCGUCUGCCCCGGCACCUUCCUGUGACGGGCCUGGCCGCAGCAGGAGAGGCACCGAUGUUUCCUAAUGUCUGAUGUGGGUGUUCUGUUAAGGUUUGUUCCUAGGGGCAGGCAGGCAUCCUGCCGGUCAGUCCAGAGCGCUCUGGGAAGCUGCCCCAGGCUC